This is a messenger RNA of Beauveria bassiana ARSEF 2860, 1140 nucleotides long. RefSeq lists its product as uncharacterized. The record is from RefSeq and is a predicted model, not a curated record. Bases 1 to 1140 code for a protein of 379 amino acids. Lineage: Eukaryota; Fungi; Ascomycota; Sordariomycetes; Hypocreales; Cordycipitaceae. Gene Ontology annotation, molecular function: protein binding. The transcript is spliced from 5 exons.
AUGUUGCCAUACGAUGCUGGACUCCAUAAUGUGAGACGCAUUGGCAUUUUCCCUCCACAACGCAUAAACCUGCUACCUUCCAGCACCGAGGCAAUGACCAGGAACCCCCCAAUGGACAAAUUUUUGAUUCUUACGGCGUCUAAGAUACGUCACCUUGGUCUCUUGCUUACCGAAACAGUCUUCAACGAUAUUCAGAAUGCCGUCCUAGUCGUCGACGAUACUCGAAAUCUCGUUCGAAAUAUGCCAGGUGUCGAGAUGUUAGACAAGAAUGUCUAUAUAGCUCUCCAGAGCCUCGAGGCGAUGGUACUACAGCGAGCUGGGUCACUCCUGUUUGAAAACGCCUUGGAGGAACUUGGGCGCCACAUCCGUGAAGAAAGACUAGCCGAGGAAGCCCAUGACAAGUGCUCGCAGAAUAUUCCCCCUGACGUGAUCGAGGUGCAAAGACUAGAACUCCCACCCUUCACCAACGUUCUGCAAGGAUGCUACGAAAUCGAGCCGGCCAAGUGCACUCUCAUGGGUGAGCAAAAUGACGCGCAACGAAUCGAUUCAGAUACAUCCGAUCGCAAGCAAAUAAACAAGGCAGAUCUAUACAGCAGCAGUCAUCCAUACGGUCGCGUAGUUGCACGGCAAAUGAGCGAGCGUCAGCAAUUUGGCAAAUGGAAGCUGCAUAUCGCAAGCCUUCACAGUGAGUCUGGAGCUGGCAGCGACCACACAAUAGGGCCGCCAGUACUUGCACAGACUACACCGAUCAAUGCGACUGGUUCAUUUCGAAUACUGGGUGAUGACGUUCAAAGGAUUAUCUUCUCGCAUUUGGAUUAUCAGUCCCUCAUUUUUCUUUCGCAGACCAGUCACCACUUUCAUCAGAUGGCUCGACCAGAGCUGGCCGAUCAACAAGAUCAGUUGCAGUUCGUCAUGAGAGCUGAGAAGGAGUUCAAGCAGCACUUCCCCAACGAAAAAAGCCCUGGAAAUUUUGCUUGCUACUUUUGCUACCGCGUGCUCCAAGCGGACUCUUUCAGGGAGGACCAAGCUCAUGAAGCGUUCUUGGAUUGCGACGGCAGUUUUGUUCUCGACGUCAAACCCGAAAACGCUGCCAAGUAUGUUCGAGGUCGAUCCUGGAGAAAUGGGGUGCAACGUAUCUGA